Adineta steineri is the source of this 1068-nucleotide messenger RNA. The record is from the annotation of a GenBank genome assembly. Lineage: Eukaryota; Metazoa; Rotifera; Eurotatoria; Adinetida; Adinetidae.
AUGAAUUCGUUUAUCUAUCUUCUUACUUUCUUCUCUGUUAUCUAUAAUAUAAAUGGACGAAUAAUUUCUUUUAACAAUAAAACAAUUAACCAAAAUAAUUCAUCUAAUUCAAUUUUAUCAAAAAAACCUUUAAUUUUAUUUUCAAUUGAAAAUUCUAUUCGAAAUGAACUGAAACUUGGACAAGUUAGUGGUCUUGCUUCUUCAAUUUCGAAUCCAAAUCAUUUAAUUAUUUUUCAUCGAGGAUCAAGAAAAUGGAAUCAACAAUCAUUUCCUGAUGUUUAUAAUUUUAAUCGAAAGAAAUUUGGUGCUAUUCGUGAAAAUACAAUUCUUACUGUUAAUAGUCAAACUGGUGAAAUUAUAAAUCAAUGGGGAAAUAAUACAUUCUAUAUGCCACAUGGUCUUACAACUGAUAAUCAAGGAAAUGUAUGGUUAACUGAUGUUGCAAUGCAUCAAGUUUUUAAAUAUUCUGGAAAUAAAUUAUUAUUAACAUUGGGUGAAUUAUUUGUUCCCGGUGAUGAUACAAAACAUUUUUGUAAACCAACUGAUGUUGUUGUAUCAAAAGAUGGUUCAAAUAUUUAUGUUUCUGAUGGAUAUUGUAAUUCUCGUAUUGUUAAAUUUGAUUCAAAUGGAAAACUUAUCAAACAAUAUCAAAUGCCUUUAGGAAAAAUGCCACUUAUUGUUCCACAUAGUCUUAUUCUUAUUGAAUCUCUUAAUCUUAUCUGUGUUGCUGAUCGAGAGAAUCAAAGAAUUGUUUGUUUUAAUACGAAAAAUGAUGAAGGAAAUGUUAAAUAUAUUAUUGAAAAUACUUUACUUAAUACUGUUUAUGCUAUUACAUAUGAUUCAACUCGAAAUUAUAUCUAUGCAAUAAGUGGAAAAACUCGAUUCAGUCCAGCUAUUGGUUAUACAUUUAGUGCUAAUCCAAAAUCAUUUGGCAAUCUUAUUUCUACUUGGAAAUUAUUAGAUAAAUAUGGUGAACCUCAUGAUUUAACAAUGAGUCUUGAUGGUCGAUCAUUAUUUGUUGGUGAAAUUCGUCCCAAUCGUAUUAUUUCAUUUGAUAUUCUUAAUUAA